AAACAAGUCUUAUACAUUAUGCCCAAUAAAUAGAUAUCUUAACAGGAAACAGAAUUUUAAGUUAUGAAUAAAAAAAUAAAUAAACGGCCCCCCUCAGAUUUUAUUAAAACUCAUUUAAUGCAAACAUUUGACACAUUCACUGUCUGUAUCCACCAUUUUACUUUUCAAUGUAUUAGUUUAUUGUUGAAAUAGGUGGUUUUCUUUAUCUAUUUGCUGAUAUGCUGACACAAUCGAAUAAAUUUGCUUACGUUCAUAAAAAACGUGGUACUAUUGUAAUGUUUUAAUUCUAUUUAGCAUUGUAUUAUCAAUAUUAACUAUUAAAAAUUCUUCAAAAUUAAAAAGAACAUAAUGGAGUUUGGUGAUUUUUCAACUGUUCCUGAAAGACGUGUGGCUCUGAUCACUGGUAUUACUGGACAGGAUGGAUCAUACCUCGCUGAAUUUCUGCUCAGCAAAGGCUACGAAGUUCAUGGAAUAAUCAGAAGAGCCAGUACUUUCAAUACUGUUCGAAUUCAACAUUUGUAUGCUGAUCCAAAAACUCACAAACAAGGAAAAAUGAAAUUGCAUUAUGGUGAUAUGACCGACAGCUCUUGUUUAGUUAAAAUCAUAGCUGAAGUUAAACCUACCGAAAUUUAUAAUUUGGCUGCUCAAAGCCACGUCAAGGUUUCAUUCGAUUUAAGUGAAUACACAGCAGAAGUGGACGCAGUCGGGUGUCUGCGCCUCCUGGACGCAAUAAGAACCUGUGGUAUGCAGAAUUAUGUUCGUUUUUACCAAGCUAGUACUAGCGAAUUAUAUGGAAAAGUAGUUGAAACACCACAAACUGAAAAAACACCUUUUUAUCCACGAUCUCCUUAUGCUUGCGCAAAAUUGUAUGGAUAUUGGAUUGUUGUAAACUAUAGAGAAGCUUACAAUAUGUUUGCUUGCAAUGGUAUCUUAUUCAACCAUGAAUCACCACGAAGAGGAGAAAAUUUUGUAACUAGAAAAAUUACUAGAUCGGUAGCCAAAAUCCAUUUAGGCCAACUAGAAUUCUUUGAAUUAGGCAAUUUGGAUUCCCAAAGAGAUUGGGGUCAUGCAAAAGACUAUGUUGAAGCCAUGUGGCUAAUGUUACAACGAUCUACACCAGAAGAUUAUGUUAUUGCAACUGGCCACACUCGUAGUGUUAGGGAAUUUGUAGAAGCUAGUUUCAGGCAUAUUGGAGUAACAAUAACAUGGAGAGGAAAAGGCUUAGAAGAACAAGGUGUCGAUGAAAACACUGGUAUCGUCCGUGUUAAAGUUAAUGAAAAAUAUUUCCGGCCUACAGAAGUGGAUCUUUUACUUGGAGAUGCCUCAAAAGCAAAGAAAGAAUUAGGUUGGGCGCCUAAAAUUUCAUUUGAAGAGCUAGUCGAAGAUAUGAUGACCUCCGAUAUUGAACUUAUGAAGAAAAAUCCUUUAGCUUAA
This is a messenger RNA of Ctenocephalides felis (cat flea), 1434 nucleotides long. RefSeq names its product GDP-mannose 4,6 dehydratase-like. Gene Ontology annotation, biological process: GDP-mannose metabolic process. The record is from RefSeq and is a predicted model, not a curated record. Bases 349 to 1434 code for a protein of 361 amino acids. Gene Ontology annotation, molecular function: GDP-mannose 4,6-dehydratase activity. Lineage: Eukaryota; Metazoa; Arthropoda; Insecta; Siphonaptera; Pulicidae. The transcript has 7 exons.